AUUCGAAUCUUUCGUCUCUCGUCGCAGAGGCAGAGCAGCCUCCAAUGGCGCUUCCUCCUCCUCCUCCCUUCUCGCUCUCGCGCUCUUCUCGCGUCUGCGUAGGCGUGGCACACGCCGUCCCCCACAGAUCCGCGGAAACUGUACCAGAUGCCGCCCCGCAGCUCUUGCUCAUGCGCGCGCACGCGCGCGCCGGCCGCAUGCAGCCCGCGCGUCAGGCGUUCGACGCAAUGCUGCCGCGGGACAGGUCGCUCGUCGCCUGGACCGUGCUCAUGUCAGGGUAUGCCACGCACGGGCCGGCCUCCGAGGCGCUGGACCUGCUGCUCCGCAUGGUGGAGUGGCCGCUGAGGCCCGACGCGUUCGUCUUCUCCGUCGCGCUGCGCGCCUGCGCAGCCGCCGGGAGCCUCGGCGUCGGAAGGCAGGUCCACGCCGCCGCAGCCAAGAUGGGGUACGUCGGGGCCGACCUCUUCGUGGCGAACGGCCUCGUCACGAUGUACGCGAGCUGCCGGUCGUUGGGUUGCGCCGAGAAGGUGUUCAGUGGUAUUGCCGCGCCGGAUUCGGUUUCUUGGACUUCAAUGCUCAGCGCCUACACUGAAAACGGCUGCGACACUCAGGCGCUAAUGCUGUUCCUGGAAAUGAUCCAUGGUGGCGUUUCAUGUGAUGCGUACACUCUCUCUGUUGCACUCCGAGCAGCUUCCAGCUUGGGCCAUGUCCGUUUGGGAUAUCAGCUGCAUUGCUACAUGAUCAAGUCAGGAUUCGUUCCCAGUGAAUUCUUGGAGAACUGCCUGAUCGAGUUCUAUGGUAGGUGCAGGGAAUUGCAGCUGAUGCAGAAAGUGUUUGAUGAGAUGAAUGCGAAGGACUUGGUUUCUUGGAAUAUUGUCAUCCAAUGCUAUGCGGACAACCUGUGUGAUGAGGAGGCUUUGGUUCAUUUCCGGGAUCUGAUGUACAAAUGCGCAGAAUGCGAUGAGUAUACACUGGGCAGUAUUUUGCAUGUUAUUACUAGAAGAUGUGCUUUUGAUUAUGGCAGGGAAAUUCAUGGUUACCUCAUUAGGGCUGGUUUGGACUCGGAUAAGUAUGUCAUGAGUGCUCUCAUGGAUAUGUAUGUCAAUUGGGCCACUCUGCGCAAGAGCCGGUCUAUGUUACCUUUGAGAAUGCUUAAGUACUAUUUAUCGGUACAGGGAAAGCUGGAUCAGUUCAUUGUGGCCAGCAGUUUGAAGUCAUGUGCUUCUGAUCUUGAUUUGGCUGCAGGACGGAUGCUACAUGCCUGCGUAUUAAAGUUUGAUGUGAAUCCGGAUCCUUUUGUGAUCAGUUCAUUGGUUGACAUGUAUGCUAAAUGCGGUUCUUUGGAGGAAGCACAUAUUCUAUUCUCGAGAACUAAGGAUCCUUGCACAGUUGCAUGGUCCGCUAUAAUAUCAGGCAGCUGUUUGAACGGUCAGUUUGAAAGAGCGAUCCAUUUGUUUCGGACAAUGCAGUUGGAGCAUGUACAACCUAAUGAAUUUACAUACACAUCUGUACUUACAGCAUGCAUGGCUCUUGGGGAUGUUGUAAGUGGAAUGGAAAUCCAUAGCAACUCGAUCAGAAAUGGUUAUGGAACCAGUGAUUCUGUUCUGAGAAGCCUGAUUAGCUUUUACUUAAGAGAAGGACAGUUCAACCAGGCCCUUCGCUUGUGCUUGUCACUCUCAAAUAGUGAAAUUUCUUGGGGUACGCUGUUUCAAGAGUUUGCUGAACUUGGUGAUCAUCUUGGAAUACUUAAUCUUUUUCAUGUAAUCCAACGUUCUGGUGGGGUGCUUGACUACCCAACUGCAUGUCUUAUCUUGAGUUCUUGUGGAAAGAAAGCACAUCUUCCUGAAGGGUUGCAAGCACAUGCCUACCUUAUGAAGCGUGGACUUUCUUCUACAGGCUGUAUGUGCGAUUACCUUAUCGACAUGUAUUCAGGUUGUGGUAGCCUCACACAUGCAUUUGAGGCCUUCAGAAAUACUUCAGGCAGGAAUUCUUCUUCUUGGACCUCAAUAAUCAUGGCUAGUGUAGAAAAUGGUUGUCCAGAGACAGCCAUUCGCCUGUUUGUGCAGAUGUUAAGGAAGGAGAAAUCACCAAAUUCCCUAGCAUUCUUAUCGGUGCUGAAGGCCUGUGCGGAAAUCGGCCUUGUAAAUGAAGCUUUCCAGUUCUUUGUAUCCAUGACCGAGGUUUACAAAAUACAACCUUCAGAGGAGCAUUACUCCCACAUGAUUGAGGUUUUGGGCCGUGCUGGCAUGUUCAAGGAAGCAGAGCAUUUCAUUGAUAGUGUAGUCCCUUCAGAAUCUGGUGCUUCAGCCUGGAGUUUACUCUGUUCUGCUGCCAAACAGAAUGGAAAUGCCAAAACCAUGAGGCUUGCAGCAGACAGGCUAUCAAAACUUACUCCGGAUGGUUGUUGAGCAAAUGCUCCACCUGGAAAAUCCUCACAAAUCACUUCCAUGUUAAUAUAGCACUAACAUUAUGGAGAUACUAACAGUCAGUUUGUCCAGUGGAGGUAUGAAUUGUCAGCUUGUAGGUCGCACAGCAUCCGCACAUUUUACCAGCGGACCAAGAGAGUCUCCACUUUCCACUCUUGGAGUCUUGCUUUGAAAAUUCCUGUAUAUGCAAUUCUUUUUUUUAAGGGAAAUGCCUUUACCAGACAGAAAUUUGGCCUUUACCAGUGGUAUCGUUCGACAGUUUAUUGCAAAAGAUUCUGCAGGGUUGGGGGUAUUGUAUAGUAUAGUGGCAGUAGUGAACAUUGUAACUGCAAAUUGUUGUACUCCUAAUUUGUAUAUAUAGGUACUACACUUUAGACGAUGUACAUAAUUUCUUCUGUCUUUGGUUGGAAUAUGAUUCUUCUAGCAAAAAGGGGAAAAGAUUCCACUGGGUUAUUAUGAUUAAAAGCAAGA
This is a messenger RNA of Oryza sativa Japonica Group (Japanese rice), 2897 nucleotides long. Its product is annotated as pentatricopeptide repeat-containing protein At4g13650. The record is from RefSeq and is a predicted model, not a curated record. Gene Ontology annotation, molecular function: protein binding. Lineage: Eukaryota; Viridiplantae; Streptophyta; Magnoliopsida; Poales; Poaceae.